CAGAGUCAUUGGCCUCCAACUUGAGCUUUCCAUUAAAAAAAGCGAACCUAUUCUUCUUAAUCCCGCAAGGAUGCCUAUAUAAGAUUUACUUAAUUGGCUAACAAUAUCAGCAUGUCACAAAUAAAUCAAGCAAGAGAAAACCAUUGAAUUGCUUUCCUCUCGUCUUCUUUCUUUCUUUCUUUGGCCAAUCUGUUCUUCUAUUUUAAGUGUAGAUCGAAACAGCUAGCUCGCACUGUGACAUGGCGGUUGUGGGGGAUUUUGUUGUAGGGAAAGCACUCGACGCACUGUAUGCCGGUGUGGAAAAGCUGAUUGCCAAUAAUCUACUCUUUAAAUCCCUCUCCACCGACAUCAAAUCUAAGCUAGACUCUUUGAGACGGAUGAUUCACAAGAUGGUACAGCGUAACAAGCAAUCCGAUUGUCCAGAGGAUCCAGUACUAAGAGACUUACGAGUACUAAUGGAGGAAGGCGCAAUGCUCGUGGGUAACUGCUCUGAGGUUCGUAGUUGGCACAUCUACAAGAAGUACAAAUACACCAACAAACUUCUCAAGUUGAAUGAAUCUCUUGAGAAUCAGUUAGCUUUACUGAAUGUGCGUGUAGCAGGUGUUGUAGACGAGAACAAUGGUAUGCUACAUGAAAUCUUAGUUAUUGUGAAUCCAAACAAAUGUACAGAAAUUGAAGAUCGGUGUGCACUACCUGAACUACCGCCACUUAUAGUUGGAUUGCAUAUUCCAUUGGAGAAAUUGAAGACGGAAUUGUUUAAGGAUGAGGUAUCGAGGCUUGUACUGACUGGUCCCGGAGGAUGUGGGAAAACUACUUUGGCAUCAAAGUUUUGUCAAGAUCAAGACGUCAAAGAUAAAUUCAAGAACAACAUCUUCUUCGUCACUGUUUCUAAAAAGCCCAAUUUGGAGCUUAUUAUGAAAGUGCUAUACAAACAAAAGGGUUAUGAGGUACCUACUUUCCAGAAUGGAGUCUUUCCAGUGAAAUGGCUGCAACAAAUUGUGAAGGAAAAAGGUAAUGAUCCUUUAUUGUUGGUCUUGGAUGAUGUUUGGUCUGGAUCAGAAUCUGUUCUUCAGACGUUUGAAUUCAAAAUGUCAAAUUACAAGAUUUUAGUGACAUCGAGGUCUGAAUUUUUGGGAUUCGGUUCUUCAUAUCGUCUACAACUAUUAGACAAUGACAAUGCAAUGCAGCUAUUUCAUCAUACAGCAUCCUUGGGAGAUAAGAGCUCUCAUAUUCCAACACAUCUUUCAAAAGAGAUAGUAAAGCGCUGUAAUGGAUUUCCACUGGCCAUUACAGUGGUGGGAAGAUCACUUUGCGGUAAACCUAUAGAAAUGUGGCGAAGCAGAGUAAUUGAAUGGUCGAAAGGUUAUUCUAUUUUGGAUUUUGAGACAGAAUUGCUUCUUCGCCUCAAAACUAGCUUAGAUGCCUUAGAUAAUGAAAUGCCUAUGGUUAAGGAAUGUUUCUUAGACCUAGGUGUGUUUCCAGAAGAUGCUACUAUCGAAGUUACAGCUCUCAUUGAUAUGUGGGCAGAGUUGUAUGAUUUGGACUUGGGGACUUUAUGCAUAGCCAAACUCUAUGAACUCAACAAUCGCAGUCUAGCUAAUUUGUCACGAUUUAGAGGUAUUGGGUUGAUAGUUGAGGAGGAUGGAGACUAUAGUGACUACACUGUUAAACAACAUGAUUUGCUUAGAGAAUUGGCUAUCUACCAUUCGAAACGAGAUCCGAUGGAGCAUAGAGAAAGAGUAAUUAUAGAAAUAUCUGGAAACAAUCUUCCCAAGUGGUGGAGUGAACAGAAGUAUCAACCCAUCAAGGCUCGUCUUGUAUCAAUCUCAACUGAUGGAGAAUUCUCUGUGAAAUGGCCCGACUUGCAACUACCUGAAGCACAGGUUCUAGUGUUGAAUUUUCAGACGCAAUAUAACUUUGCCUUGCCCGAAUGUGUGGAGAAAAUGGAAAAGCUCAAGAUGCUCGUUCUCAUAAAUUCUAGCUUUUAUAGUACCAUAGAUAAUUUUCAACUUCUGGAUUCCUUAUCAAAUCUAAGGAGUAUUAGAUUAGACGGCCUCAAUCUUUCUUUCAUAACCGAGAGCCCGGUACAGUUGAAGACUCUACACAAGUUAUAUUUGGUAAACGGUGAAUCUCUCGGCAACGGUCCUGUCAAAUUAUCACAUGUAUUUCCAAAUCUGAAGGAAAUGUUCAUUGAUUGGUUCAUCAAAUUGGAGGAAUUGCCUGCAGAGCUCUGCGAGCUGAUUGAAUUAACAAAGCUCACAAUCGGCAGUUGUAAUGAGCUUUCUGGCUUGCCUGAAGCGAUUGGAAAUCUGGUCAAUUUAGAAGUGUUGAGACUUCGGUACAAUUUAGAGCUUUCAGAGGUUCCAGACUCGAUUGGAAAUCUCAACAAAUUAAAAAAUUUUGAGAUUUCUGCUUGCCAUAAAAUUGAGAAAUUGCCUGAACACAUAGGUGAGCUGAAGUGUUUAACAAAUCUCCGCAUCAUGUGGUGCGAUUUGCUAUCUGCCUUGCCUGAAGCGAUUGGAAAUUUGGUCAAUCUAGAAGUAUUGAGUCUAAGGUUCUGUGACAGGUUGUCAGAGUUGCCAGAGUCGAUUAGAAAUCUCAAAAAGUUAAACUUUCUUGACAUUCAUAAUUGCAGCAUCAUCAAGGAGUUGCCUGAACAGAUUGGUGAAUUGAAGAGUUUAAGAAUGCUGCAAAUGAGUGGUUGCUCCGAAUUGAGAAACCUGCCUCAAUCAGUUUCAGAUCUUGAGCAGUUAGAGGAAGUGAUAUGCGAUGAGUGGGACGAAACACAUCUAUGGACACCCUUGUUACCCACUCUCAAAAACCUUCGCAUCGUGGUGUAUAAGAAGGAAGACUGAUUUACUGUUAAUGGAAGUGUAU
Messenger RNA from Rosa rugosa (rugosa rose), 2877 nucleotides. Its product is annotated as probable disease resistance protein At5g66900. Gene Ontology annotation, biological process: defense response to fungus. The transcript is spliced from 6 exons. Gene Ontology annotation, molecular function: ADP binding. NCBI's taxonomy places the organism in Eukaryota, Viridiplantae, Streptophyta, Magnoliopsida, Rosales, Rosaceae. The coding region runs from base 240 to 2855 and encodes 871 amino acids. The record is from RefSeq and is a predicted model, not a curated record.